This is a messenger RNA of Macroventuria anomochaeta, 537 nucleotides long. RefSeq lists its product as uncharacterized. The transcript has 2 exons. NCBI's taxonomy places the organism in Eukaryota, Fungi, Ascomycota, Dothideomycetes, Pleosporales, Didymellaceae. The record is from RefSeq and is a predicted model, not a curated record. The coding region runs from base 88 to 537 and encodes 149 amino acids.
UAACAUACUUUUAUAUACUGUUGCAGAAGAGAACAAUGCAUUGACUUGUACGCCACCCCCAAAUUUUAUGGUGCGAGCGAAUAUCAGAUGACCAGUUCGCUAUUACACUGGGAAUAUUCACUGAGGAAUGGGUCACUUGACUGGCAGCAGUUCGAGCAGGACAAGAACGCGGGGAUCGAGGCGCUCCAGAAGAAGCUCAACGAUACUAGGGUAGAGCUCGACACCGUACAGGAGCAAUUGGGAGCCACCAAAGCUAAGCUCAGAGACUACAAGCACGACCCAUCAGACAGCCAGAAUGCAGCGGCAACGCAUGAUUCUGCGCAGCAGCCCGCCCAUCCCGCACCCUGCUUGAGGUCUAGAGACGAUCUAUGCGGAGACGAAAAUUUCAUGCGCGACCUUACGACUGGCACUUUCACCAACAAAAUCAAUGGCUAUAUUUUUGCCCACGGACACACCACAUGUCCAGGUUUCAACUGGACCAAUGAGAACACAUCUCCAGCUGAGUCCUUCCCCGCUUCAAACGGCAAGGGAGCAUAG